AUGGGAAAUAUCAUCUGUUGUUACUCUUUGGGGCCCCAGCCACGGGCCGCGAAGCUCAUUGACGUUCACGGAAAUUUACGACUUAUUAAGGUCCCAAUAACUGUCGCCGAGCUCAUGCUCGAAGAACCAGGCCACGUGAUUUCUCCGGUCGAAGUUCUCCGGCGAACUAGUCGGUUUGAGGCCAUGAAAGCCGAUGAAGAACUAUCUUCCGGAAAGCUUUACAUGUUGGUUCCCGCAAAUAGGAUUCACUGUUUGCUGUCGGAAUCGGAAAUGGCGCUUGUAAAAUUUUCUUGUGAGAAAAAGAAGGCGAAACGACGUAGUUCUAAGAUUUUGCCGGCAUUGACCCAGGAAGGCGGUGAGAAGGGUGAGGGAUCCAACGAUCCGGUACCGGUUUUGGGUGGGGAAAAUUCCGGUUUACCAUGUUACCGAUUGAGACAGUGGAGGCCCGCUCUUGAGCCCAUUUCAGAGGGGGCUUGA
Ilex paraguariensis (yerba mate) is the source of this 477-nucleotide messenger RNA. NCBI's taxonomy places the organism in Eukaryota, Viridiplantae, Streptophyta, Magnoliopsida, Aquifoliales, Aquifoliaceae. The record is from the annotation of a GenBank genome assembly.